Molecule: messenger RNA, 2063 nt
Organism: Geodia barretti
Lineage: Eukaryota; Metazoa; Porifera; Demospongiae; Tetractinellida; Geodiidae
Source: the annotation of a GenBank genome assembly
CUUCAUUGUUUACAUUCCAGAGUACGGCUGAUGCAAGUUGUAUCCACUGAUUAGCCAACUGACCAAUCAAAUCCGUUCCCGGGGUAAUGUGACGAAUGCGCAUGCGUAUUAUCAUUCCGCGGGUAAACUCAAAAAUCUUACCGCGGAAAGUUAGACCACUCCCCCCUUUUAGCACACCUGAUCGCCGCUUUUUUCAACAAGCUGGUUCUCCUCAAAAGCUCGCUCUCAGUCCAGUUCUCACCUCAGACGUGAAUCGUACUUCUCCCGGUCUCGAUCAUCUUACCGCUGAAACCUCUCCUUAUCUCUCGUGACGUGUCCUUGUUGAACAGAGAUGGAAGUACCGACGAGACGUCGAACAACCACCAGGGUCGUCUUGUCUAGGAGACGGCCUAGGUCUACGUCAGAGGAGCAGUCGAGAAAGAAGCGCCACACAGGACAAGCAAAGAAGGAAAACGUCUUGGCUCUCAGUCUUCGUCACCAGCAGACCUCGGUCAAGAUGCAGGACGUCAGAAUCGGCCUCCAGCGGAUCCCACCGACCUCGCUCCUGGUGAGCGCCGCCACGACGGCCAAGGAAAACGUCGGGAGCGUCGCCGGGAAGGCGUGGAGCUCCCAGCAGACGUCCGCAGCGGGACAGAGCUCGGAGGGUCCCGCCGCUGAGGCCGCCAGCGAGCUGAUGGAGGUCACCCCGCCCGCGUCUCAGCUGGGCGAAGAGGAGGAGGGGGAGGGUGGCGGAAGAGAGACGAGCGGAGCGGGUGGUCCUCUUCCGCAGUUGAGUUGGGCCAACCCGAGGGAGCUUUGGACAGAGAUGCGAGCCAAGGACGUGUGUCAGACUGCGCCAGAGGAGGAACUGCAGAGCCGACAUCCAGGAAUUCUCCCCACAAUGAGGACCAUCCUCUUCGACUGGCUCAUGGAGGUGUGUGAGGAGUAUAAACUGCACAGGGAGACGUACUACUUGACAGUCGACCUCCACGAUCGGUUCCUGGACUCUUGGAGGGAGAUACAGAAAGAGCACCUACAGGCCAUCGGGAUAACUUGCCUCUUCAUCGCCUCAAAAAUAGAGGAGAUCUACCCGCCGAAAGUGACAGAGUUUGCCUUUGUGACAGACGGUGCUUGCUGCGUAGCUGACAUUCUGGACAUGGAACUUCUCAUAUGCAAAGCCCUCAACUGGAGGCUCAACCAUUACAUCGUUACAGUCAACACAUGGGCAAAUGCCUACAUGCAGAUCAGCAGCCAUCGUCUGAGACCACCAGGGGUCAAAACCAGAGAGUUUGAGUACCCAGCCUAUUCCCCUCUAGAAUUCAUCCGGGUUAUCCAGUUGUUGGAUAUGUGUACAUUGGAUCUGUCCAGUCGGACAUUUGGUACCAGUGUCCUCGCUGCCUCGGCCCUCUACCUGGCCUCAGAGAGAAGCCGACAGCAUUUUACUGCCAUAACAGGUCUGUUGCUGGAGGAGGUGAACGAUUGUGUUCAGUGGAUGUACCCGUUUGCUCUGGUCAUUUCAAGAGAUGGUCCUGUAGCCCAGAGAGCAUUUCCAGGGGUGAGCUUUGUUUAUGAGAUCGGGGAACAUGUGCCCAACUCUCUCCCCCCUCUCUCCUUAGGUUACUCCUCAAGAUCUCCACAAUAUUCAGACUCAUUCAGUCACAAUAGCAAUGCUGGACGAUGCAUUAGAACUAAGACACUCACAGUUAUCUGCGGCAGCUGUCCCGGGCAUGGUCCAUCCAGACUGUUCCGUGUUGCUCACCCCUCCUCGCAGCGAGCGACGAUGUCUAGCUCCAAUUAAUGCCUCCUCCACCUACUAGCAAUAUUUCCCCGCCCUCUCAGAGUGUGGGUUUUAAUCCGUUUCACUUGCUGUUUGCGUGCAGUUAGCCUUUCUUUUCUCCUUUGUGAAUUUUGUACCAUUUGUUUCUGUAUAUUUAGUUUUCGUACCUUUUCCCUUCCUUACCCAUUGUUGAAUUCUGCACCAUUUCGUUUUUUUUAUAAUUUUUUUUUAGACCUGCUCGUUCACGACCCCACCAGGCAGGUGUUGUGGUUUUGUGUUUCGUGUUCUUUGUCAUUUCACUGUACUA